AUGAAUGAAAUGAUGAACGAAACAUCAAAAACGAACGGAAUCAAUGGCGAAACAAUUAGUGAAAAUGAAGAAGAAGAAGAAGAAGAUGAAAAAGAAGGAAAUGAUGAUAGACAGCAUUCUUCAUCAUUUCUCCGAUUGUUAAAUGCUCCCAGAAAUUCCGUAUGCAAUGCAAACACAAUCCACAGUAUUUCUUCAUUCAGAUCUGAUCACCUCUCCCGUAAAUCGACUCAUAAACUUUUCGAUAAUCCGAACCAGUUUGCCAUUGAAUUAACAGAAAAACUAUCUCCUCCGUGGAUUGAAAAUACAUUUGAAAAAAGAGAAUGCGUCCGAUUCACAGCUCAAUCAAAAGAUGCUGAAAGAUGUGGCUGUGGACGGUCUCUUUCAGCUCAUUCAUCUGCUUCUCGUCUAUUUUAUACUCUUCCAUAUCAUUUGUUAGAGAAAGAACAAGAAGUUUGGACAAUUGCAAACAAUACUCAAACAUCCACGACUGACGCUUUUGGAACAAUCGUAUUUCAAGGUGGAGCACAUGCUCAUAAAGCUCAAUACGUCAGAUUAUCAUAUGAUUCUGAGCCAUUGGAUGUAAUGUAUUUAAUGGAAAAAGUAUGGGGACUGGAAGCGCCGAGACUCGUUAUUACUGUACAUGGAGGAAUGAGCAAUUUUGAACUUCAAGAACGUCUUGGACGUCUUUUUCGAAAAGGAAUGUUGAAAGCUGCUCAAACGACUGGUGCAUGGAUAAUAACAAGUGGAUUGGAUAGUGGAGUGGUUCGACACGUGGCAAAGGCACUGGAUGAAGCUGGAAUUUCAGCAAGAAUGAGAUCACAAAUUGUUACAAUUGGUAUUGCUCCAUGGGGAGUUAUAAAAAGAAAGGAGAGAUUGAUUCGAAAGAAUGAACAUGUCUAUUAUGAUGUACAUUCGUUGUCUGUGAAUGCGAAUGUCGGAAUUUUGAACGAUCGGCACUCUUACUUUUUGUUAGCUGAUAAUGGAACUGUUGGAAGAUUUGGAGCAGAUCUCCAUCUUCGCCAAAAUCUUGAAAACCAUAUAGCAACAUAUGGAUGUAAUGGAAGGAAAGUACCAGUUGUUUGUACAUUAUUAGAAGGUGGAAUUAGUUCAAUUAAUGCAAUUCAUGACUAUGUUACCAUGAAACCAGAUAUUCCAGCAAUUAUUUGUGAUGGAAGUGGCAGAGCUGCUGAUCUAAUUUCAUUCGCUGCCAGAUAUAUCAACCCAGACGGUACUUUUGCUGCGGAAGUUGGCGAAAAACUACAAAAUUUGAUCAAAAUGGUGUUUCCUGAAUCAGAUCAAGAUGGAAUUUUAAGCAAAAUCACUGAAUGUGUACUUCAUGACGACCUUUUAAGGAUAUUCAGAUAUGGAGAAGAAGAGGAAGAAGACGUUGAUUUUGUUAUUCUGAGCACUGUACUUCAGAAACAAAAUCUGCCUCCCGACGAGCAGUUAGCAUUGACAUUAUCAUGGAAUCGAGUUGAUUUGGCGAAGAGUUGCCUGUUUUCGAAUGGAAGAAAAUGGCCGAGUGAUGUGUUGGAAAAGGCAAUGAAUGAUGCUCUCUACUGGGAUAGAGUCGAUUUCGUGGAGUGUUUACUAGAAAAUGGAGUUUCAAUGAAAAAUUUUCUGUCAAUAAAUCGUUUGGAAAACUUGUACAAUAUGGACGAUGUAAAUAGUGCUCAUUCGGUUAGAAACUGGAUGGAAAACUUUGAUUCGAUGGAUCCUCAUACGUACUUAACAAUUCCGAUGAUUGGACAAGUUGUGGAGAAAUUGAUGGGAAAUGCAUUUCAAUUGUAUUACACUUCGAGAAACUUCAAAGCUAAGUAUGAUAGGUACAAACGAUUGAAUCAGAGCAGUUACUUCUAUCGAAAACGAAAAAUCGUGCAAAAGGAGUUGUUCAAGAAGAAAUCAGAUGAUCAGAUAGAUGAGACUCAAGAAGAAGAAUUCGGUUUUGCGUAUCCAUUUAAUGAUCUUUUGAUUUGGGCGGUGCUAACAAGUAGACAUGAAAUGGCGAAGUGUAUGUGGAUUCAUGGAGAAGAUGCAAUGGCAAAGUGUUUAGUUGCUAUCAGGUUGUACAAAGCUACAGCAAAGAUAGCUGAAGAUGAGUAUUUGGAUGUAGAAGAAGCCAAGAGACUUUUUGAUAAUGCAGUGAAAUGUCGAGAAGAUGCAAUUGAAUUGGUAGAUCAAUGUUAUCGUGCUGACCAUGAUCGAACACUGAGACUUCUUCGAAUGGAACUACCUCAUUGGGGCAAUAACAAUUGUUUGUCGUUGGCAGUUUUGGCUAACACAAAGACAUUUUUGGCUCACCCUUGUUGCCAAAUCCUUCUUGCUGAACUUUGGCAUGGUUCUCUAAAAGUGCGUUCAGGAUCAAAUGUACGGGUUCUGAGUGCUCUGAUCUGUCCUCCAGCUAUCCUUUUUAUGGCUUACAAACCAAAACACUCGAAGACCGCCCGUCUUUUAUCAGAAGAAACACAAGAAGAUAUACCAUAUCCAAGAGAUCCAUAUCCAAGAGAAAGUAUAACAAGUACAACAUCAAAUAGAUAUCGAUAUCCGAAAGGAGGAGGUGAAGAACAGAAAGAAACGUUGCUGGAAAAAGGAAAUUAUGCGAAAAAAGUGACAAUUAUAUCAUCUCGAAAGAACUCUGGAGUGGCCAGUGUUUAUGGAUCAGCGUCUUCGAUGAUGUUCAAACGAGAACCUCAACUGAAUAAAUUCGAAAGAUUCCGAGCAUUCUACUCCGCUCCAAUCACGAAAUUCUGGUCGUGGUGCAUCGCUUUUCUGAUAUUUUUACUUACUCAAACGUGUAUUCUUCUUCUGGAAACUCCUUUGAAGCCAUCGAAAUAUGAAUGGCUUACACUCAUUUAUACAGUCACCCUUUCUGUUGAACACUUGAGAAAGCUACUGACAUCAGAAGGAUCUCGAAUAUAUGAAAAGAUCAAAGUGUUUUAUUCGAAAUGGUACAAUAUUUGGACAUCAGCUGCACUUAUAUUCUUCUUUGUUGGAUUCGGAUUUCGUUUGGUCCCAAUGUUUCGACAUUCUUGGGGAAGAGUUCUUCUCAGUUGCAGUAAUGUUCUUUUCUGCAUGAAAACUUUUGAAUAUCUUUCUGUUCAUCCAUUACUUGGUCCUUACAUCCAAAUGGCGGCUAAAAUGGUGUGGUCGAUGUGUUAUAUUGUCGUACUUCUUCUUGUUCCACUCAUUGCUUUCGGCGUAAAUCGACAAGCUCUUACCCAACCAGAUAAAAAAGAAUGGAGUUGGUUACUGGUCAGAAACAUCUUCUACAAACCAUAUUUCAUGUUGUACGGAGAAGUUUAUGCAGGAGAAAUCGAUCCAUGUGGAGAUGAGGGCAUAUUUUGUUACCCUGGAUAUUUCAUUCCACCUCUUCUGAUGGUUGUAUUCCUUCUAGUUGCUAAUAUUCUUCUUCUCAAUCUACUUAUUGCGAUUUUCAAUAAUAUCUACAAUGAUUCAAUUGAGAAAUCGAAAGAAAUUUGGUUGUUCCAGAGGUAUCAACAACUAAUGGAGUAUCACGACAGUCCAUUCCUUCCACCUCCAUUUAGUAUUUUCGCUCAUGUUUAUCAUUUCAUAGAUUAUCUCUGCAAUCUCCGAAGCAAACGACCCGAUUCAAAUCGUUUUCGGUCCGAGCAUUCAAUAAAAUUGAGUGUGAAUGAAGAUGAAAUGAAACGAAUGCAAGACUUUGAAGAAGAUUGUAUCGAUACACUCACGAGGACAAGACGAUUGAAAUUAGACACGAAAGAACCUUUGAAUAUGACCGACUUAACUGAAUUGACAUGUCAGCGGGUACAUGAUCUGAUGCAAGAGAACUUUCUUCUCAAGAGUCGUGUAUAUGAUAUUGAAACCAAAAUUGAUCACAUUUCGAAUUCAAGUGACGAAGUUGUCCAGAUUCUCAAAAAUAAGAAGUUGUCUCAAAAUUUCGCAGCAUCAUGUUUAUCGUUACCUGAAACCUCGAUAGAAGUUCCGAAACUGACAAAACCAAUAAUUGAUUACCAUUUGUCUCCUGUUGUAAUAGAAGAGCGUCUCGCGACUCGAUCCCCACUUCUUGCAAAUCUUCAUCGUGAUCAUACACUUCGAAAAUAUGAUGAUGCAAACUUUCAAGCUGGAAAUCUUCAACGUAGAACACGUCUUCAUUCCAGUUCUUGCUCUAUUUCUCAGGAUAUGAAAGAGAUGAGAACAAGUGCAAGUGCAAGAAAUUUGAAACGUCAGGAUUCUGGAGAACUGACGCCUUCUUCUCAUGGCGGAUAUGAUUCAGAUGUUUCUGCCCCGGACUGA
Molecule: messenger RNA, 4275 nt
Organism: Caenorhabditis remanei
Lineage: Eukaryota; Metazoa; Nematoda; Chromadorea; Rhabditida; Rhabditidae
Exons: 26
Coding region: 1-4275 (1424 amino acids)
Biological process (GO): monoatomic cation transmembrane transport
Cellular component (GO): membrane
Molecular function (GO): monoatomic cation channel activity
Source: RefSeq, a predicted model, not a curated record